Molecule: messenger RNA, 1277 nt
Organism: Mercenaria mercenaria
Lineage: Eukaryota; Metazoa; Mollusca; Bivalvia; Venerida; Veneridae
Product: acetylcholine receptor subunit beta-type unc-29-like
Exons: 2
Coding region: 24-806 (260 amino acids)
Biological process (GO): monoatomic ion transmembrane transport; nervous system process; regulation of membrane potential
Cellular component (GO): neuron projection; membrane; synapse
Molecular function (GO): transmembrane signaling receptor activity; extracellular ligand-gated monoatomic ion channel activity; neurotransmitter receptor activity
Source: RefSeq, a predicted model, not a curated record
UUGAGACACCGUGUGCCGUUGAUAUGACGUAUUUUCCGUUUGACAUUCAAGUCUGCGAGAUACAAUUCAUGCCAUGGAGUUAUGCAGAGGUGAGACUUGAAUCAAAGACAAACUGGCUUGAUUUAUCAUACUACAGUACAAAUGCCUUGUGGGACGUUCUCGAUACAAGUGUAGAGAUCACCGAUGUAACCAAUGUCGAUUUAAUCUCCUUCAAACUGAAACUUCAGAGAAAGCCACAACACCAUAUUUUGACAUUAUUACUGCCAGUGCUGCUGCUGGCUACUUUGAAUAUUUUUGCAAAUGCUCUUCCCAAUGGCGGAGACAGGUCGGGAUAUGCUGUCACAGUUUUCCUAGCUUUCUCCGUGUUUCUUACUAUCGCAGACAGCGUGAUGCCGCCCAAUUCGGAAAAGGUUUCUCUGUUUUCCGUCUACUUAGUUAUACAGACUACACAGUCUACCCUUAUCACAAUUUUGGCGGUAUUGUUGACAAGAGCUGAAUCUCUGAACGAUAGCACUAAGAUCCCGCGUUGUCUGGUAUUUCUCGAAAAACUUUCCCGAGGAGUAUGCAAGAAGAAAACGACAGAAAAAGUUCAUCCGCACGCGAAAGAAACAAAGCUUAAAGAUAUUGAUAAUCAUGCUGAAAACGAUGAAAGAUUUUCACCUGUGGAAGGUACAGAUGAAGCGACUCCAUGCACAUGGAUGAUGGUUGUUGCAGCCAUUGACAAAAUAGCAUUUAUUUCAUUUUCUGCUGUUUUCAUAGUCAGUACGAUUGUCUUCCUCUGUAUCAUGACUUUGCGACCAAAUUAAGUAUUAUUCUUUUGUGAGAAUUUGUAUUACUUAUACUUAAAAACACUCAGACUAAAGAUUUUAACUUCAGAUAGUAUUUUUCUGUGUUAGAAAAUAGAUUGUUCUCUAUGCUUUGUUUUUUAAACUUGUGUAACUAUUAUGAAAUAAUUAUAAAUAUUUUCAGGAAAAAUGUUUAAAUAGCAAGUGAAAACCUUUAGCGUUUGCUUGUGACUGAUGCUGGUCAGUGAAUAACCCUUACCCUGCUAAAUUUCUAUAAUGAACCUGUCUAUCUUUCACUUUGGUCAGUACCAUUAACUGUUAAAGGGGGUGCUUACCAAAAAGAUAUUGACUGAAGGGCGAACGGUGCAGAUCAUGAUCUGACUGCACGGAUGUGCAGGCUAAUCAUGAUCUACACUGGUCGCAAAGGCAGAAUCGAUCAGGAUAAUGGAUAAAGUCAUAUCAAAUAGACAGAACAUAUUUUUAAAAACAUGA